CGUGGCGCGACGCAUGUACGAAACGGCACAGCAAAUCAAAGCGCCUGUGGACGAAGCUGCGUACGGUCUGGGAAUUAGCACCACAAUCCAACCUCUAUCUUAGAGUUUUAGUAACAACUUCAGUCUAGGGCGCAAUACUUCUAAGUUUUAUUUUAACCUUUUCAUCGGUGACUUAUGGAAAAUCAGUGUGAGACACAUGUGAGACACGAGAUAGCAGGUUGCAUAUUGUUUUGACAAACAAUACUAGACGGGUUGUGUACUAAUAUUGGCAAGAAACCUGCAGUCUGCCCGUUGUUGUGCUUGCUCAACAAUAAGCAACGCUCCAAAAUAAAAUGGAUUCAGAAGAAGGACUUACAACUGAAGAUGGAAAAGAUGACGACGAAGAAGAAAUGAAGAUAUGUUUCUACAUACCAGCAUUGUUAAGUAACUCUGUAUGUAGAAUUUUAUCCACGUUUUGUAUCCACUUUAAAUCUUAUUCAAAUAACAAUAGCUUUCAUACAAUGACACUGUACAAAAUGUAGGGCAUAAAAAGUGUUAAUUACUUCGUUCACUUUCCUCUUACUGUGUAUGUGACAUUUAUCAAAAUUAUUCAGGCUAUAAGUCUAUAUAUAUUUAUAUAUAAGUUUAAGCUUCUGAAAAAUGCAUUUAAAAGCAUUGAAUCGUUAAGAUAUUGUGAAGUAGAAGUUAGAUAUUCAAAACAGCAAAAUCGACGUCGGUUUUCAUUGAUCAAGAUUUCCGUCAUCGAAUUGCAUAAUACAUAUUUUGAUCGGAAACAAAACUUAAAGUAAAACGGAACAUUUCAUCAGUAAAACAUUUCGUGUAGCUUUUAUAUUAUUGCAAACGAACAGACUACCGAAAUAUCUACAUAAAUAUUCUAUUCUUAAUAGACGAUCCAAUAAUCAAUAUACUAUUUCCCAACCGGUCAUUGACAUUGAAUUUGUUUGCACGUCUUGUAAUCUGACUGUAUAGCAAUAAAAGUAAAACUAUUACAAAUUUAAACUUUAACGUUUUUUAGCCUUUACUCUUUAGUAUGCAAAUAAGUAAAAAACAUAAUGACUCGUUACUUGAGAGACUGCGUGGGCGAAGCCGAAAGCAAAGAUUUAAUUCAGAUAUAUUUUAUCAAUUUACUAAAUAGGCUUGGUUAAUUAAGUAUGUUGAUAAAGAGAUGCCUUGCCAGUUACUAAGAGACAUAGUACAUUACAUUAUUCCUUGGAUAUGGUGAUAUUUCCGUCAUAUACAGAGAUGUGAUAUACAAAAUCACAAUGAUGACAUAUGCAAAUAUGUAUUGACUGUAUUGCUGCGAGGCAGUGAAGCAGUAGGAAAGUAUACAAAUACGUAUAGAAUAUUACAGCUAUAAUAAUUGAAGGUUCUAUUUUAUAAUAACUGAAGGUUCUAUUUUAUCCAAUGAGGGAAUCCUCUGUGGCUCCAACAUUGAAGAAUAAUUAGUGAAGAAGAUUCCUACAUUGGGAAUAAUUAGUGAAAAUCUAAGCGGAAUUAUACUCGGAAGCUGUGGGUCUAGGGGGGGAGGGGUUUCCUGGUCUAGGAUUGAGCCCUAUAACUUGAGCCAGCUAAUAAAAUUUUGCUUCAGAAGACACUGGCGUUGAUCUAUGGUAUGCACUUUCUGGAAUUUUCCUAAACCAAAACACACUUAGGUACUAAACAAUGCCAGCGAUAUAUAAAUUAUUCACAAUAAUAAACAGAUAUUUUUUCCUUACUUUAAUAACAGACGUCCACCGUUAUGGACACUGAUGACACACAAUUUAAAGAUCAAGCCUACAUGAAAGAAACUCCAAAUCACUCUAUUAAAGAUGAAAAUGACUCUCUGUAUAACAGUGAGUCAACAUCAAUAACGUUCAGAGAAGAUAUGAAAGACGAUAAAAUGUGCAGGAUUUGUUACGGAGGAGACUCGACGUUUGAUAAGCUUAUAACCCCUUGUCUAUGCUCUGGAUCGACAAAAUACGCGCAUGAAACAUGCUUGUUGCAGUGGGUUUCCUUCAAAGGAUCAAAAGCAUGCGAACUUUGUCUUUAUAACAUGGAAAUACAUUGCAAAGGAAUUAAACCUUUUUGGAAGGUAAGUUUGUAAUACAGAAAAUAUUUUCGUUUAUAGUCUAGUAGAUCAUUCCUUUCACUCCGGAGUCUCUGAUACUCAAACCUCAUUGAAUGCUACACCAACGUCAAUACUUUAUGGAUACACUGAAGUACUUUUAACAAAUAGAUAAGAUUUUGCUGUUGUCUGUUCAGUUAUGUAAGUGAGGGUUAAAUUUGUCUUCCACUUCCUUUCACUGAUUAAUCAGCACGCAUCUGAUUCGUUAAUCUGGAAGAUUAAAGUUUAACAAAUAGAUAACAUUUUGCUGUUGUCUGUUCAGUUAUGUAAGUGAAGGUUAAAUUUGUCUUCCACUUCCUUUCACUGAUUAAUCAGCACGCAUCUGAUUCGUUAAUCUGGAAGAUUAAAGUUUAACAAAUAGAUAACAUUUUGCUGUUGUCUGUUCAGUUAUGUAAGUGAGGGUUAAAUUUGCCUUCCACUUCCUUUCACUGAUUAAUCAGCACGCAUCUGAUUCGUUAAUCUGGAAGAUUAAAGUUUAACAAAUAGAUAACAUUUUGCUGUUGUCUGUUCAGUUAUGGAUACACAGUAUGACGCCAUAAUGUGGGAAGAACAAAAACGUGGCUCACGAGCAUAGAUACAGGAGACAUAUAUCUCCUAUAUAUAUACUCACGCCGAGCCACCGAGACGAGUGGGUCACUUUUUGACUCACGGAUGUUGCGAAGCAAAUCGGGCCUGCGAAUCGGGCCUUUCAGAACCGGAAAUCGGGCUGGAGCACGCGUUCGUUCUAUUGAUUUGGCCAGGGCGUAGUAAAACACGGGCGAGGAAACGCGCGGUAAUCGCGCUGAUCUAUGUGUGAUGCGGCUGGAGACUGGCGAAAGCGCGCGUUUUGCGAGAAAUACAAAAAGAACGGCACAAAAAUGGCAACAAAAAGAUUUGCCGAAGACUACGAAAUAACGAACGAAAAUAUAGGUAAGUUUUAAAUUAUUACAUAAUUAUUUAACGUAAUUUGAAAGAAACACUAUUAUACUUCAGCUUUACUUAAUUAAAAUAAACAAAAAGCGCAUUGCGUUGUAAAAUGUCAAUGUUUUAAGAAAUGUUUUGAUUUUUGUUCCCUUCAAAAUUUGUUAUUUUUGCGCACAAAGUCAGGUUUUAAUACGAGUUUUUUAACGCUCUAGGUAGUCCUAGGUGAAUUUGAUAGCACAAAAAGUUUCCCAAAUUAACAUACUUGAGAAUAAUUAAAAUUAAGAGUCGGACUUUUUUGGACUUUUUUUGCUAUAACUUUUUUCCUUGAACAUAGUGCUGUUCAUCAUUUGUAUCGCAAGGAGAAGCAACGCAAGUUAACACGAAAGUUUUUAAAAUAUCAAGCGGAACAUUUUAAAUAUUGUUCAAUCUAAUUAUAUUGCCACAAUAUUUGAUUUUAGAUACAAAUAACAUUCCCCAAGCCGUCAAAGACAUAAUUAGUUCAAAAACAAUUAGUUUCAAAAACAAUAUAUAGAUCAUGUCAGCUCGAUAAAGUACAGCGUAUAUGGCCAUUUUAGAGGCCAUGUUUACGUUUUGAAAAAGAACCGCGGAAAAAUUGUAUUUUUGCAUGUAGUUUUUUUCCUAGGUGUGAAACAUCCCCUAAAAAAUCGUACAAACUGAAAUCAAGUCAUAAUAUAUCAGAAAUUUUUUAAAAGAAGACAGACUUUUUCAUCAAAACAUAUUUUUUUAGCCUUGAAUUUCAGCAUGUCAGCUCGACAAACUGCCGAGGAUGCGGCCAUGUUUACGUUUUGAAAAAGAACCGCGGAAAAAUUGUAUUUUUGCGUGUAGUUUUUUUUAUAGGUGUGAAACAUCCCCUAAAAAAUUGUACAAACUGAAAUCGAGUCAUAAUAUAUCAGAAAUUUAUCAAAAGAAGACAGAAUUUUUCGUCGAAACAUAUUUUUUUAGCCUUGAAUUCCAACAUGUCAGCUCGACAAACUGCCGAGAGAAUACGGCCAUGUUUACGUUUUGAAAAAGAACCGCGGAAAAAUUGUAUUUUUGCAUGUAGUUUUUUUCCUAGGUGUGAAACAUCCCCUAAAAAAUUGUAAAAACUGAAAUCAAGUCAUAAUAUAUCAGAAAUUUUUUAAAAGAAGACAGACUUUUUUGUCAAAACAUAUUUUUUUAGCCUUGAAUUUCAGCAUGUCAGCUCGACAAACUGCCGAGAGAAUGCGGCCAUGUUUACGUUUUGAGAAAGGACCGUGUUUUACUACGCCCUGGCGCAACCUACAAACUUUCCACCCUGGCAAAUACAUACUAUAAAUGUUUAUUGAAGUAUCUAGUAUCAGCUUAUAUUGCUAGAAUUGGUAUCUAUUUCACUUGCAAAAUGAACGAAGCGAUUGUUGAGGAAAAGACAUGCAUUUUGAACUCGAUUUUGACGACAUUUUUUCUUUUUUGACAAAGCGCGGACGUAUUUAAAAUAGUGUUUUCUCCUCGUUGAGAUAGGUUGAGAUAAAUUUGAACACACCAAACUUUAGACAUUUAACUUGGCUUUAUGUCUCACGUAAAAUUGAACGGGGCUUUUUUGUGCUUUUUUCAUAAAAUGGAGGUAUUUUGCAGCCUUUAUAGUUUUCCGUAACACUGUCACUGUAAUGUCAACGACUGCAGUCGCACGAAAAAAGAUUCACACUGAAUAUUUUUGGAGUGUCGGCGGCAGUUAGUUAUACCAAUAAUAGAAAUCAAAUCAAUUAGUAAAAAACACUUUACAAUGAACUUUCAAUGGAUUCCGAGCAGGCCGGCUCAUGGUUAACUCAAAAACGGUUAUAUAUUUAAGUUUUCAAAUUGUUCGAACAAAUUGUAGUUGUUUUUUUCAAAUUCUAGCUGUUUUAAAUGCAUGCAUGGUCAAUUUUUGGCUAUAUAAUUAUUGAAAAAUAAUAGCCAAGCAAUGUCAGAAUAUUCUUACUAUGAAAAUGUUUAUCCUACCUUCGCAUUAUGAAGUAAAAUAUCCCAUUUCAUACCAAAAUUUUCGUAUAAUAUUUUUGGAGUAUGCCCACAUUCGAUCAGCUCGAUUCCUUUUCAAAUUUUUAUUUCACUCAUGAUGAAUCUUUUUAAAGCCCUCUUUCCUUCAUCAGAUAUACAGAAAAUGAAUUCAACAAUGUCUUCAAACCAUCAAGUUGUUUAGGAAUGUGCAGAAAACAGUUUUUACUUUAGUUUUUUCUUAAUGUAUACGGGGGUACGCGCAUCACACAAAGAUCAGGGGCGCUAUCUCCGUUUCACCGCCCGUGUUUUAUAGCGCCCUGAUUUGGCAAAUGAAGCAUGCACGACAAAUGGGCGAAAUGGCAAAAUUCGCACGGUGCCCUGUUUGCAAAAACAACUGCAAACUGCUCUAAUUAUUUCUGUCACUUUCAUUUGAUCUUAUCCGUGAGUCGGCCUCAACGGCCUUUGGUUUGUUCUUUCCACAUUAUGACGUCAUAUUGUGUAUCUAUAACUGAACAGACAACGGCAAAAUCUGAUCUAUUUAAUUUGUUUUAUAUAAUAAAAAGAAAACACCCGAAUUAAACAGGUAAAUAUAGAUUACCUUUUAUUCACACAAACAUUUGGAAAUUUGAAAAAGUCGAAAUUUUUACAAAUAUCACGCGCACAUGAUCUAUACAAGGGGCCAUUCACAAAGGAUGUCCGAGCCGAGGGGAGGGGGGUUUGGAAAAUCAGGACAAACUCGGACAUAGGGGGGGAGGGGGGGGCUUUAGCAAUCCGGAUGUCCGAAAUUUAAAAAAAUUCAAAAACAAAUUUCUUUUUCCCUCUAUUUUGAGCAGUCCUUCCCAUUGUGAAAUUGGCAUUUUGACUAUGCGGUUAACACUAGAUUUUGUUUUAAUUAGUAAUUUAUAUGUUUUUGUGUUCACAUUUACAGUUAUAAAAAAGUUCUAAAAGUAAGAAAAGUUUUUUACUCUUGAUAUAUACAAGGUUGCAUGAGUUUUUGCGAGGCAUGGCGGAUGUCCGGGGGGAGGGGGGUUCACUAAUUCGGACAAUGCCGGACAAGGGGGGGAGGGGGGGGUCUGAAAAUCCAUCAUUUGGCCGGACAUCCUUUGUGAAUGGCCCCCAAAUAAGGGAAUGCUAUUGGAUAAGGUACGUUUUGCGCCCUGGUUUUGUGUGACGUAAUUCCGUGCAUCUGUCCUCUAAUAGAUCAUAGCUCUCAACCAAUGAAAGCGCUUGAAUUCUUAACGUUAAUAUAUAAAUUUUAAUGGCAAACUAUAGAACCACAAAAGACGUUAUAACACCAUGAAAGAAAUUACCCACGUUUUCACGUCCCUUGUAUAUCUAUCUAAAUGGACAACUGCAAAUUGUUAGCUAUCUAUACUUAAGAAAGUUAUUUUAAGGCGGCUCAACUCAGCUCGUACUGAAGAGUGUUGGGGCAUCGAAGUGUGACUGAAAGACAUUUGCACGCCUGCAUAUCAUCUAUACAAACCUCAAUAAUUAGGGGGGGGGGGCAUAUUCAUAUAUUCGUGUACACAGACCAUAAAAACAAUCGAUUUCAAAAGAAAUUAAUAUCGCAGAACACGAAUAUAUGAAUAUGAGCCCCCUCCCCCAAUUAUCGAGCUUGCUACGGCACUGAAAACAAUUAAGGAUAUUUUUCUUCAUUGAAAUGGCUUGCGUUUGUCCCCUAAUAAACCAUAGCACUCUACCCAUGAAAAGAAAGAAUGAAUUACUUCAUGAUUUAUCCCUUUGUUCUAGUGGCAGAAACCAAAAUCAUGCGAUGCAGUGACGACCUUGUCAAUGUUAUACAGUAUAGUGAUGUUUAUGUUCCUGGCCAUGGUGAUGUGGAUAGCCACCAACAAAUGUACGUCAGCUCUAUGUAUCACUCUGUACUGUCUAUGUAUUGUAGCCGUGGCUUAUUUCUGCUAUUGUUGUGGUUACCUACACUGUAUGAAGCCAUAUUGCAGAGCAUUCUGGGAUAUUAACCGUCGCUGGUCAGUCGUAGGUCGUCGUAUUAGUUCGGAGAACGUAGAAAAUUGUGAUAGUAAGGUUUAAGGGUAUCUUUCACCAUUGUGAUAAGUGGACAAAUGCAGAAAUACUGUUUAACCAUGUCAUUUUCAAAAUUAUGAAGGUGCUUCUGAAAUUAACAUCAUACGUGCGUGAAUAUACAUUAAAAUCGUGUCAUGCAUAUCAGAAAGACAUUUAGAGGUAGAAAAAUCAAGCUAACAAGGUCGGCAUGAUCUUGGCUUGACUCUAGUUAUGUUAGGCGGGGAAGGUAAAACUUUAUGUAAACACGCUAGCCACUUUAAAGUACAUAAAUCCAGGGAGGUGUUACCAUUAUGAUUAGCGGGGUUGACAUUAAAUGAUAGUUAAACUGGAAUACGUCAGGGGAUAGGUAGUGCUAGUCCCGUUUUACAAACUUCUGUUGAAAAAUAAAGUUUCUAGAUCUGUAAAUUUUUAGGCUUUCCGUAU
Molecule: messenger RNA, 7441 nt
Organism: Paramuricea clavata
Lineage: Eukaryota; Metazoa; Cnidaria; Anthozoa; Malacalcyonacea; Plexauridae
Source: the annotation of a GenBank genome assembly